CCCACAUCGCAAUGAUCAAAAUGGUAUGGCAGUGAUAGUAGUGAACAUCAACAAAAUCAUCAAACACCGUCAAUCAUCCCAGUUCCAGUUCAAGCCUAAAAUUGUACUUGUGUCCAAGCUAAGUUUCAGAGAAGUGACGAUGCCGCAGAGUGGGCUGAGCCCCGCCAAACUGAAUCUUGACUCACUCAAUGAUCCUGGAGACAGAUAUGAACUGGGGGAGUUGUUGGGAUCCGGGGUAUGUGGAGAGGUCUACAGUGCCACAGACAAUGAAGCAGGUGGAAAGAAAGUUGCUAUCAAGGUCCAGAAGAUCACUAAGGAUAACAUGGAUGACAUACAGGAGGAGUACAGAAUCCUUAGGGACCUUUCCAGUCAUCCAAACCUUCCAGACUUUUACGGGGUGUACUUAAAGAGAACCAGGAAUGGAGAUCAGCUUUGGUUUGUUAUGCAGCUUUGUGAAGGAGGACCAGUCGUUGACCUGGUGAGAGGUCUGCUCAAACGUAACAAGAAGAUGACAGAGGAACACAUCGCAUUCAUUCUUCAUGAGACAGUCAAGGCCCUAGUUCACCUGCACGAGAACCACGUCAUGCACCGGGACAUCCGAGGAAGCAACAUACUUUUGACUAAAUUGGGAGAAGUGAAAUUGGUCGAUUUUGGUUUGUCUAGAGAGCUGAAAAGUACAAUGGACAAGAGGAAGUCAUGCAUUGGAUCCCCUUCUUGGAUGGCACCGGAAGUGGUAACAAGUGAUCGAAUAGAAGGGGCAGACCCAAACUCUUACGACAUACGUGCGGAUGUGUGGUCCCUUGGUAUAACUGCAAUUGAGCUUGGAGACGGGAAAGCUCCUUUUGAGGGGAUUCACCCUACACGAGCGCUCUUCCAGAUCGUCAGAAAUCCUCCUCCCUCCCUGUACAGGCCUGCUAACUGGACACAGACUUACAACGACUUCAUUACUGAGUGCCUGGAAAAGAACCCCGACAACAGACCUUUUAUGGUCGAGAUCAUGGAACAUCCUUUCCUUACUUCGCUUCCAGAGAACGAUUUCCACUUAACACAAGAGCUGAAGAGCCUAUUGGAGUACAUCUCGCCAGAUAUUGUUGCUACCAGGUCUGAAGAAGUUAUUGUGAGGAAAAAAUUUAUGACAACUAGGGCACACCCAGCACCGGAAGAGAUGCACACGGAGGACUUGGCAGCUCUCGAGGACAUCACAGAGGACACGGUCUUGUGCGAACUUCAGGAGCGAAACAAACACAACCAUAACUACACAUUUGUGGGGGAUGUCCUUCUGUUCCUCAACCCCAACGCUGAGCAAGACAUCUAUAAUCUUGAGACCCAGACGAAAUACUUCUGCAAGAGCCGUUCAGACAAUGCUCCUCACAUCUUCAGCGUGGCCGACAGCGCUUACCAAGACUGCUUCCACCACGAGGAACCACAGCACAUCAUACUCUCGGGGGAGACCCUCUCCGGAAAGACCACAAAUUUGAAACAUCUCCUGAACCAUUUUAACUAUCUCGGUUUGAGCCCAAAUAAAGUGGGCGACAAAGUGAUGAAAGCCCUAAACGUGAUUCACGCGAUUGGUAACGCAGCGACUCCGGUCAAUGCCGACUCGACCCGUCACAUCAUGCAGCUCCAGGUCACGUACAGCUCUACUGGGAAACUAUCGGGCGGGAUCUUCUGGGUCUACCAACUGGAGAAGUGGCGAGUCACUGGUCACCAAGUGCGGGCUCAUUCCAACUUCCACAUAUUCUACUACUUCUACGACACCCACGAGUCCGAAGGGACGUUGUCCAAAUAUAACCUUGAAGAAGGGAGGAAUUACCGCUACCUCGGAACGUCCGGAAGCGAGAACGACCACAAGGUCCCACCUGGACCGAGAGAAGAACCUCAUAGGAACAUAAAGAAGUUUAAGGACUUUGAUCAAAAUCUGAUAGAUUUAGAGUUCGAUGAGGCUCAAAGAGAGUUCAUUUACAAAACGCUAGCUGCCAUUUUACUUCUUGGAGAAAUUAAAUUUGAAAAACAAGACGAUGGAAAGGCUGGUCUCGCUGGAAGCGAUGUAGCAAAUAAAGUGGCUCAGCUGCUGGACGUGGACGACAAGAAGCUCUCCUGGGCGCUGUGCAACUACUGCAUUGUGUUGAAAGGUACUGCCGCCCGCCGCAAACACAAUGUCGAGGAGGCCAGAGAGGCUCGUGACGUCUUGGCACGGGGAUUAUACUUCCGCCUUGUCGACUGGAUAGUUAACACCAUUAACCUCAAGCUGUCGUUAUCUAGGGCUGUUUUCGGUGACAGCUUCUUCAUCAACUUGCUUGACAUGUUCGGGUUCGAGUGCUACCCCAAGAACAGUCUAGAGCAGCUGUUCGUGAACACAGUCAAUGAACAGCUUCAGUACCACUACAACCAGAGAGUCUUCGCCUGGGAAAUGCAAGAACAAAUAGAAGAAGGGAUCCCGCUACAGUCACUGCAGUACUACGACAACAAGCCCACCAUAGACGAACUGAUGACUAAGCCUGAUGGCCUGCUCUACAUCAUAGACGAGUCAAACAAGAAUAGUCAAGGCGCUAGCUUUAUCGUAGAAAAACUACAAAGCAGCCCUAAGGGACCACGUGUGAAGAUGUCAUCCAGCAAAGAAUUCAGCGUGGCCCACUACACAGGCAAGAUAGCGUAUGAUCUUCAGGACAUCCCGAGCAAGAAUAGGGACUUCUUACCGCCAGAAAUGAUUGAGACCAUGCGGCUCUCGAAUGACAACGUGUUGAAACAGCUGUUCACCAACCAACUGUCGAAGAGCGGAAAUUUGACCAUACAUUCAGACCAGUCCGCACCCGUAGCUACUGGAAAGAAGAAGAGGUGGGGACAAGCUCUGGUGGCCGAGAAAUCUAGAAGGUUCAAUACCUCGUCAAGGGGUGAGUACUCGCAGACACGGCGCAUGCGCACUGCGAGCGCCACGUUCCGCGCAGCAAGUCUGGAACUACUGCGCAACCUGGCGAUUGGCCAGGAUGGCUGCGUGACCAUGGGAGGCACCCACUUCGUGCGUUGUAUUCGCGCAGAUCUGACCGGACAUCCCCACGGUUUCCAGCCUGAGGUGGUGCGACAACAGUUGCGUGCGCUGGCUGUCAUCGACACGGCACGAGCACGACAGAAGGGUUACUCUCAUCGAGUUGGGUUCGCUGAAUUCAUCCGAAGAUACAAGUUCCUCGCAUUUGACUUUGACGAGAACGUAGAGGUCACAAAGGACAACUGCAGACUCUUGCUUGUUCGACUAAAAAUGGAAGGAUGGGUGAUAGGAAAGUCCAAGGUCUUUUUGAAAUAUUACAACGAGGAAUUCCUAUCUAGGCUGUACGAAACGCAAGUGAAAAAGAUCGUGAAGGUGCAGUGCAUGAUGAGGGCUUUCUUGGCGAAGAGGAACUUCAAGGGCAAGAUGAAAGCGAGGCAGAGUUCUCUGAAGCACAAGAGCGUUGACGAGCCCGGCGACGAACCUGCAGGAGCUUCUGCCAAAAAACAAGCUCGUCCUAAACCAAAUAAACAGCAACCGCCAAAAAAUAGUCGCCCACCAAAAAAAGCAUCUGAAAUGUCUCAAGACGAAGCAGCACUUGUUAUCCAAACACAGUUUAGAGGCUACAAAGCCAGAAAGGAGUACGGUCCUCGAAUAGGUUCUGGGCAAGGAGAACAAUUGAGCAAGGAUGUGGCGUUGGUCAUGAAGCAGUAUUGUCGCAAAUGGAAAGCCAAGUCCCUGUUCCAAGUCUUGCUGAUGUACAGAGCUGCGAAACACCAAGAAACCGUAUACAUGUCCCAGCAGGUCCACUUGUACAACCAGAACGCAGUGAGCGCCAUGCAAAUUGGCAACAAGGAGAGAGUAUCCCUCCACAACAUCAUCCCCGACACCACUGCUUCGCAGUUCCUUGGCCGCUUCACGCCCAAGCAGUGGAAGCUACCCUUCCGACUCAACGACAUGCCCUUCGUCGACUCGUCCUACCUUUGCAGCACAAUGGGAAAAAGGACUCUGACGAAAGACGAUGCACCAUGGGACGACCCCUACAAAAGAAGGUCAAGGCUAAUUUCUGUAGGAGGCAAACCAGCAGAACUGGACAACAGAGGUCUGCCGGUCGAGGAAGGCGGAGACGUGUUUGGGUUCAUACAAACUCCUUACACACGGGAUCCGAACUACAUCGAGGUCGUCUACUCCGGACAGCCUUACCGAAAGGGUGACCACUACUUUACGGCAAAAAGUGGGCAAGAGAGGAAAAACCUGAAGAAAGCCGGAAUCAACGCUCCCCCACCGCCACAGCCCUCCAAUAACAAUUUUGGACAGUCGAAUCGCCCUCAGUUUAACAAUAACAAUAACAACAACGAUAUUGGGAGAAGCAGCGGUUUCAGUUCCAACUACAACCCAAGUGCCAGCAGUUAUGGGCCCCAACCCGUUUUCAAUUCUACCAACAACAGUGGAAACAGGGACAAACUCAGGCCUGUGAGUCCCAGCAAUAACCAGAGUGCGAUACGGGAACUCGAAAUGAAGUUCCAACAAAUCAACAACAAUUCUGGGAAUGACGACGAGACUCCAACCUUCAAUUUCCAGGCGAUGUUGAGGAAAACGAACCAUAACCGAGCCUCCCUAAGGCGAUCACCUGAAUUGGAGUCUUAUCCAGGGAACAGUUCAUUUCCCAUGAUCCCGGAACAGCGGUCAGUGAACCAAACAAACAACUACAUGAACAACAACAAUGUGGUCUACAACAGUGCUGCAGGGAGAAACAAGGGCGUAGCCCCCCGCCCUUUGAUGCGACAGGACUCCGGCGACUGCCGUAAGAUGAUGUCCCACCACUACAAAGAAUCUGCUAAGAAGGCAAAAGCCGACGAGGUCACCACCGAAAUAGCUCCUGGCAUUAUCAUACAGGGUCAUGUGGCUGAACUUUGAUUAUUGAACAGUGUAUAAUUUUACACUUUGUUUCAACAUUGUACCAAGUUCCAUUAAAAACUGUUGAUGACAAUAAGGUUGUUUCUUGAUCAACUUAUUAUGUUUUAAAAAGUGUGAUUAAAAGAUUACUUAAAAUUAGUAACCAUAGUAUACUAAACAUGUUACUUACUCACAUAUUCUGAGAAUUCACCUUCAAAAACGUGUAUUUGCAAACACUACAUCGUUUGGAAAUUUAAUCUCAAUUGUUUGGAAAUCAUAACUUGUUCUAAUAAUAGAUUAAAAUAUGGGUAAUCAAUGAGAAGAUUAUUCUGUGACUUCAGGUUAUAACGCAAUAAAAUUAAUUGUUACUAAGA
Homalodisca vitripennis (glassy-winged sharpshooter) is the source of this 5250-nucleotide messenger RNA. It is a transcript of the gene ninaC, whose product is annotated as neither inactivation nor afterpotential protein C. Gene Ontology annotation, biological process: protein phosphorylation. The record is from RefSeq and is a predicted model, not a curated record. Gene Ontology annotation, molecular function: ATP binding; cytoskeletal motor activity; protein binding. The transcript is spliced from 29 exons. Bases 26 to 4897 code for a protein of 1623 amino acids. Gene Ontology annotation, cellular component: myosin complex. NCBI's taxonomy places the organism in Eukaryota, Metazoa, Arthropoda, Insecta, Hemiptera, Cicadellidae.